Molecule: messenger RNA, 474 nt
Organism: Drosophila teissieri
Lineage: Eukaryota; Metazoa; Arthropoda; Insecta; Diptera; Drosophilidae
Gene: robl22E
Product: dynein light chain roadblock-type 2
Exons: 1
Coding region: 90-383 (97 amino acids)
Biological process (GO): microtubule-based movement
Cellular component (GO): cytoplasm; centrosome; cytoplasmic dynein complex
Molecular function (GO): dynein intermediate chain binding
Source: RefSeq, a predicted model, not a curated record
CUACUAGCAGUAGAACAAACUCCUUUGCCAACUAGUCAGCAUCGAAAUUCUCAAAUAGAAUAUAAAUAUAAGUAUAAAAAUAUAAAAGAAUGUCCGCCGAAGUGGAGGAGACGCUGAAGCGCUUUCAGUCCAUGAAGAACGUCAUCGGCAUUGUGGUGGUGGACAACGACGGCAUUCCCAUCAAGACGACCCUGGACUACAACCUGACCCUCCACUACGCGGCCCUCAUGCAAACGGUGCGGGAGAAGGCGCGCCAGGUGGUCCUGGAUCUGGACGCCACCAACGAGUUCACCUUCCUGCGGCUGCGGACCGAUCAGCACGAGCUGUUGCUCUGUCCGCAGGAGGACUACUUCGUCACGGUCAUCCAGAGUCCCUGCGACUAGAAUAUUCCCCAGCCCAAGCGCAGCAUUUCACUUGCAAUUAUUUGACGGCAGAGUGUUCAGUAAAUGUUAUUAAAAAUACUCGCCAUAGCCA